Messenger RNA from Aureobasidium melanogenum CBS 110374, 1998 nucleotides. RefSeq lists its product as uncharacterized. Gene Ontology annotation, biological process: regulation of DNA-templated transcription. The record is from RefSeq and is a predicted model, not a curated record. Gene Ontology annotation, molecular function: zinc ion binding; DNA-binding transcription factor activity, RNA polymerase II-specific. The transcript is spliced from 2 exons. NCBI's taxonomy places the organism in Eukaryota, Fungi, Ascomycota, Dothideomycetes, Dothideales, Saccotheciaceae. Gene Ontology annotation, cellular component: nucleus. The coding region runs from base 1 to 1998 and encodes 665 amino acids.
AUGCCACCUCGUGAGGCUGCCUGUGAGCCUUGCAGGAGGUCAAAGUUGGCAUGCGAUCAUGUCCGACCGGUAUGCACUCGAUGCCUGGGUGCCAAUAGGGCCGACGCCUGCGAGUAUCGAAUAUCUCCCUUCAAAAGACGACGAACAGACUUAGGCCCUUCGCCUAGGACAAAUAUCUCACGCCAGACUCGAGAAUCCGAGCCACCACCAACAGCAGCAGCGACGCCAACUAUUCGACCUUAUCCGAAUCCGGGUUUCCAAGGCUCGUUGAGUUCUGCUGCAAUCUUCAGUCACAUUUCUCCCCGACAUCAUGAACCGGGCACUGCUCACACUGAACCUGACACUGUACCCGCUGGGGUGUCUGUGCCUGCAUUGCUUGACAACGAUGAUAUCGCUUGCAGACAAGGGACAUCAUUAAUAAAGCUACUUCUUGACGAGUACCCACUGGGUACUCUCAAAGACCUGGUUUCAUUCUGGCUCGCUAAAGGCAUUAGUCUCUCACAUGCCGAAUCCCUGCUAGAUUCGUGCAUCGACAGCAUGGACGAAGCUCUAAGUUCUGGACAGCCAACAGACACUUGUAUGGAGCACUUGACUCGUAAUUCGCAGAGUCCAUUACUCUUUGGUCCCGAAACAACCUUCGCCGCAUACGUGGCUCAAUUCUCUGGUCACAAUGCCCGUCUGGAGACUCUAGGUAUCUUCUUAUCAGCAGUGGUCAGAGCCACGAACGAUGUACCUUUCUUUCCAACACUAUACAAAACGGACGAGGAUAAGUUCAGGCUACGGAAGCUGGCUACACGGCUAAGCGAUCACGCUCUGGAAGUAUGUCUAUCGCUCGACUGCCUGAAUGACCUUCAACUUGCUUUUCAAUACGAGAACUUCAUUGUCCAUACAUUUGUAGAUGGAGAUCAGAGCUAUAGCUCGUGGCGAAGGCUCGGAGAUGUCAUCGCAUCUAUGCUUGCUCUUGGCUACCACGAACGUGUCGAGACCCGAUCCAGGAUUCCAAACUUCUUGGUGGAGCUACGACAAAGUGCAUUCGCACGCAUAUACACUGACGACAAGGAAGUCUCCAUCUUUCUUGGUCGACCACCCCGGCUGAGUCGAAGAUUCUGCCAUUUCCGAAUACCAAUUGCCUUGGAUUCGUUUGAGGCCAAUGAAUCUGCACCUGGUACCGAGAUUAUCGGACAAGCCAAUGAGAUCAAGAUUGACUAUAGAGCGGGAUGCAGUUGGGCAGCCUUGUGCGCGCUGCUCAAAGAAGAAAUUCUGGAAUUGUUCAUCGAGAAAAAUCGCGAGCAUUGCGUACAACGAGCGAGUGUCAUCUGGGCAAAAGCGGAAGCACAAUGGAAACAGCUACCCACACACAUGCGCUACGACGUCAGUUGUCUCAAUGACUACAGAAGGAGCCCUUUCGAGCGCGACUUCCUGAUAAGCGCCCGACUGGACCAUAUACACAUCAGAUUCCUCUUGCGAUUCAUCUUGAUCAACAGUCUAGCACAGCCAGAUGACGAGAUGAUCCAGAUUGCGCAUGAGAUGCUCACUCUGGUCGUCCAAGCUGUGCUCGCUCGUGAUCGCCUCGCAAAUUCUGGAAGUGGCCUUGUGUGGAAAGUCAUUCUCUAUGGCUUGCCAGCUUCAGGCAUCAUCUUGCUCGCUAUCCUGGAACAACGCAACCCUUACCACUUCGGCGGCCUCUCACGCGCAAAGGUCCUGCAGAAUUUGAGAAUCCUCGUCGCCGAGAUACAAAUCGGCGCACUGUCGCAUCCAAGAGAGCCGAAUUUUGCUUUACUCACCAGAGCUGCGCAGACCAUUGAGAACUUCCUCGACUCUGAGGAGAGACAUGAUCAUCACCCGAAUGGUCAGAUCAACACUCAUCAUGAUGCGGCUCCUGGACAAAUGGGACCUUGGGCUUCGAAUUUGAAUCUGGAGGCUUGGGACUUUGAUCUCGGGUUUUGGGAAAAUCUUGCUGAGCAUCCCUUCUUGUCGAACCUCGAGUUCCCGCCGUAA